AUGGUUUCUGGUCGAUGGAAUCUGGAAAUCAACGCAAGUUCAUUCACUUCAGAUUCCAACUUAGCAUGUUUAAUUGGUCUUGAACCAGGAAAAGAAAGGGUGAUCUUCUACGGACUGGUGGAAUCUGAUUUGGAGCAUGUUUCUCAUGUGAGAAUGGGUGUGAUGAGUACUGGGAAGGGAGUGGGAAUGGGAGAAGGGUAUUUGCAAGUGACGAAGACAGACCACAUUGGGUUGCAGAGCCUGGCAUUGACAGAAAAGCCUCUGAUUUCAUUGCUAAAUACUAUGCCUCCACACUCACUGACUCUCACACCAAAUUUGCAUCUUGAAAGAAUCAUGCAGUUAUCAUAA
Molecule: messenger RNA, 348 nt
Organism: Sphenostylis stenocarpa
Lineage: Eukaryota; Viridiplantae; Streptophyta; Magnoliopsida; Fabales; Fabaceae
Source: the annotation of a GenBank genome assembly